Messenger RNA from Nannospalax galili (Upper Galilee mountains blind mole rat), 1716 nucleotides. RefSeq names its product cytoplasmic tRNA 2-thiolation protein 1-like. NCBI's taxonomy places the organism in Eukaryota, Metazoa, Chordata, Mammalia, Rodentia, Spalacidae. Gene Ontology annotation, molecular function: tRNA binding. The record is from RefSeq and is a predicted model, not a curated record. Gene Ontology annotation, biological process: tRNA wobble position uridine thiolation. Gene Ontology annotation, cellular component: cytosolic tRNA wobble base thiouridylase complex; mitochondrion.
GAGGGGACAUGGCUGUAGAUAGGAGUUUAUGCCGGAAGACUCACCUACUGGGUGCAGAGGAGCAGGAGGGGUCAUAUGAGGUGUACCACAUGUGUAUAAUGCCCAUGGCAGCUGGAAGAGGAUGCUGAACCCCUUGGAACUCGAGUUAUGGACAGUUGUUAUCUGACAUGGGGGUUCUGGGAACUGAACCAGGUCCUCUGUGAGAGGAGCCAUCUCUCCAGCCCCUCAAGUGCACACGUCCAGGGUAACGCACACGUCUCGCUGACCGCGUCUCUCCCACCCCGGCCUCGCGAUGCCCCAGCCCAGACCUGCGCCUCCUGCGGUGUGGCACGCGGCGCCCUACUGCGCUCUGGACAGGCUCUGUGCGGCUCCUGCUUCUGCGCCGCCUUCGAGGCCGAGGUGCUGCGCACGGUGCUCGCGUGCCGCCUGCUGCCGCCCGGGGCCGUGGGCGCCUCGGGCGGCAAGGACUCCACGGUGCUGGCACACGUGCUACGCGCGCUCGCGCCGCACCUGGGCAUCGCGUUGCAGCUGGUGGCGGUGGACGAGGGCAUCGGCGGCUACCGGGACGCGGCGUUGGCGGCAGUGCGCAGCCAGGCAGAGCGCUGGGGGCUACCGCUCACCGUCGUGGCCUACGCCGACCUCUUCGGGGGCUGGACAGUGGACGCCGUGGCCCGCAGCACUACCGGCUCCGACCGCAGCCGCAACUGCUGCACCUUCUGCGGGGUGCUGCGGCGCCGCGCGCUGGAGGAGGGCGCGCGUCUGGUGGGAGCCACGCACAUAGUGACCGGUCACAACGCGGACGACAUGGCGGAGAUGGUGCUCAUGAACUUCCUCCGCGGCGACGCGGGGCAGCCGGCGCGCGGCGGGGGCCUGGGCUCGGGGGGCGAGGGGUGCGCGCUAUCGCGCUGCCGGCCUCUGCAGCUGGCGUCGCUGAAGGAGGUGGUGCUCUACUUCUCCGAGGACUGCGUGUACGCCCCCGAGGCCUUCCGCGGACACGCGCGCGACCUGCUCAAAGUGGCUGGAGGCGGCGCGGCCCCUUCGGCGGUGCUGGACCUGGUGCAAUCGGCUGAGCGGCUGCCGCUGGCUCCAGCCGUGUGGCCCCCGCGUCCCGGCGCCUGCUCCCGCUGCGGGGCGCUGGCCAACCGCGCUCUCUGCCAGGCCUGCGCGCUCCUGGCGCGGCCGCGCCUGGCCAUCGGCAAGGGCCGCCGGGGACCGUGCGAGGAGCCGGCCGGGAACCCGGCCUGCGACCCCGCGGCCCCGCCGGGACCCUGUGCCUGCGACCCGCCCGACAGGAAGAUUCAGGAGCUGACCAGCAGAGGGCUGCCCUCUUUCAGCUGCUGCCAGCUGGCCUGGCAGGUUUCCAGAAGCUUCCCACUCCCACCUGACCGGAGGAAGCCUUGCUCAGUUUUAUUCUUUAGCAGGGAUGUCCCAAUGUCCCCUGUAGCCUCAAGUACUUAGACACUUGGCAUAUGGACCCCAGGUGUUUGUGCUGUUCAGAGAGUUUAGGAGGUAUGGCUUUGCUGGAGGAGGCACGUUACUGGGGUGGACUUUGAGAGUACAUAGCCUUGUCCCACAUCCAUCUUGUCCUCUCUCUGCUUCCUGUGUGUGGGUGAAGAUGUGAGUGAUGGCCUUUCUGUUCUGGCUGCCUCCUGCCGUGCCUCUCUGACAAGAUGGACUCUGAACCCUCUGGAACUGUAAGCCCAAAUAAACUCUUCC